AUGGCGAGAGGAUGCGUGGUCAAGGUCGUGAAGAAGCUUCGAUGCUCGGCCCCUCUAUGGCUCUUGGAAGGCGAGAGGAUGCGUGGUCGAGGCCUUGAAGAAGAUCGGAUAUGUAACGACUUGGUAUUAGAGCUCGACAUGGCCGAUGAAACCAAUGACCAACAUUUCCUUACUUGA
Messenger RNA from Dovyalis caffra, 177 nucleotides. Lineage: Eukaryota; Viridiplantae; Streptophyta; Magnoliopsida; Malpighiales; Salicaceae. The record is from the annotation of a GenBank genome assembly.